Molecule: messenger RNA, 2917 nt
Organism: Dendronephthya gigantea
Lineage: Eukaryota; Metazoa; Cnidaria; Anthozoa; Malacalcyonacea; Nephtheidae
Exons: 7
Coding region: 215-2917 (900 amino acids)
Source: RefSeq, a predicted model, not a curated record
CCAGAGCCCGCGUUCCUUUUGGAAGGAAGCUUAGGGCUCUGGCAUAAUCCAUUUUAUUCUUUCAUUUGAUUGGUCGUUGCAAUGUUUGAACUGCGCAUACUCAAGAUUCCAGAUUUGAAAAGUGACCAAUCAGAUUAAAGUUGAAAUUUUCGUUCUUCGCGCGCUUUCAAAAUAAAAACAAACCUGGAAUUAUAACAACUACUGUCAAAAAGGGAUGAAUACCCCGCGAAAAAUUGUAAGGAAAGGGUCAGCUUCUUUUCAGAGCAAAUGCCGUGUUUGCAACAAUGACAUUAGUCAAGACAAACACCGUGUCGACUUGUUUGGUGCAAAAUCUCGCAGAGAAGGCAUACUUAAAUGUCUGCAAAGAUUUUCACCAAGUGAAAUGUUACAUGAAGACGAUGGGCUUGCAAGGUACGUUUGCAGAUCAUGUGAACUGAAAGUUUUGGCAAUACUCAAGAAAGAGCAUGAGCUUAAAAGCUUAUUCAUGGCAACUGAAAGUGCGAAUCGAUCAGCUUGCGAUAGGGAACGAUUUAAAAGAGGUCGAGGAAGCGGGGAAAAUAAUAUGAACAUUGUAAACAGUGAUCAGUCACUUGUUGUUGGCCUUCCUCUAAAAAAAUCAAAGAAUACAGCCAGGCCACAGAGUGCUGCAAAAAUUACACUUGCACCUAAGUUUAAUUAUAAGCCACCGUCCUGUAGAAUUGAUCUGAUGUCGAGAUUUUCCAGUCUAAAGCCUGCCUCACCGGCUUGUUCGCCGUCCAAGUCCAAGAUCACAUCCAGGCUUGCACCGAAUUUUAAUAUACCACUACAAACGCCGUCCUCUCCUUCCAAUCGGACUCUAACCAAGACGAAAAGGGUACUCCCAAACUUAUUUCAAAAGAAAGAUCGGUCUACUGAUAUGGAAAAAGGAGUAGAAAUUCUAAAUGAAAUGGUGCUGCAUAAGAAUGAGACAGUGGCCCUAUUAACUCCUUCCAAACAACAAGAGUUAUGUGCAGCUGUCAUGAAGACAACGCCAAAAGAAAUAGCCAGUGCGAUCAUGGGCAUACCAGUUAUCGAGCGAUGUGUGAAAGCAAUUAUACUGGAGAAAAUCGAUAAGGAUUGCAAAAGCCUCUGCUCAAAAAAAUUUGCAUCAAUUCUUCGUACACCAAGAUCAGAGCAUUCUCAGCUGGCGAAAAUAUUUUGUUGGUCAGGUAUUUUGAAUGAGAUGAAGGAAAGAGCUCCUGAUAUUUUAAAUGUAUUAACUACAAUUGCUGCUCCCAAUCUAAUGCUUGAUGGCCGACAAGUACCACCAAUUUGUAUGGCUUAUGCACUUCUGAUGAAUACCAGAAACAGAGAGUUGUCAAUGGUUCAAAAAAUGAAUACUGUAGUCAUUGGAGCUGGUCAUGCAACAGAGAAGACUUUCAGGCGAUUGGGUAAACUUGGUGUCACACAAUCAAGGGACAAUCUUCGCAACCUUAUGGAUGAUGUUGGAAGUGAUUGUGAGUCAACCAUUCGUGAUCUGAUUUUGUUGAAGAAAAAGAAUCUGAGGAUUGUUUUUGAUAAUAUAGACUUUAAAAUCCUGGCUAAUAUCAUCCUGAAAAAUCACCAGAACUCAGAUAUUCAUUGGAUGGCACAGUAUUGCACAUUUGACAGAUUUGCAUCUGAAAAUCUAGAUGACACAACACCACUGGUUAGCAAUAUUGAAAGUUUUGAAAACAAAGAAUAUCUGUUAUCUCAAGAAGAACUAAAUAAACUAAAGUGUGACUUCACAGUACUGGUAUCCAGAGUAUUAGUGGAAUUCUUUCCUUGCUUGUAUUAUUUGCAAAAGAAUGUCUGCAUCCAUAUACCUCACAGGUACUCUAAUGAAAUGGCCGUAAAAUCUACAGUCAUUAGCUUGCCAAUUCUUCCAUUUAAUCAAUCAAAGCAUUCUGAUGUAUGCAAGUAUUUGGAUCAUAUGCAAGAAUUUCUGCUUAAUGUUCACUCUCCAAAAUAUCAGUCAUCCAGUACUGACAAGAAGUGCAGUACAGAAGAAAAGGAAAAGAUUCUCAAGGGGGUAAAUGUACCAUUGUGUGGCGACUUAUUGGGUAGAGAAAGAGUGACAGGAGCUAAGAAAACUAGACUUGGAUGUGAUCAACAAUUUGACAAGUUUCAAAACAUUACUGAAUUUCCAGCACUUUGGCACACAAAGCAAUCUUUUCUAGGGUACAUUUGGGAACAACUAUACAAACCCAGUCCUGUGAGUGGGAGAGAGAUAGGAACUCUAGCUGUACCAUCUCCGCCAGUUGUUUCAUAUGACCAAUGUUUUGCGGGUUUGAAUAGUUUGGAAGAUAGUACUCCAUCCAAGAUUGAGCUGCCAGCAGAGAAUGCUAGUAAUAUUUUGAAGGAAACAUUUUUGAAGAAUACCGUUGGCCAAUUUGUUGAUGAAUAUGUUAUGGUUGAGCUUCCUGCUGAAAAAUCAUGGCAAACACAACAGAAAAAACGACUUCAAGCCAAGGAAAAGCUCCCAAGAACUUGUACAGUCCCAUCUUCGUUACCAGAGCUUUUAUCAGGUCAAGUUGUAAUAUUGGUCCUCCAAAACACUACAUCUGGGUACAAAGUUAUUGGAGUUGGUAAAGUUGUUAAUGUUGUAAACCAAGACACUAUGAAUGUUUCAGUGCUUGUAAUUUCUAUUGAACCAGAUGCUCAAAAUGUAGGACUAAGAAUCAAUGAAAUUAUCCUGUGGCCACGAAAGCUAAUUGCCAUUCCCAACAUGCCCUAUAAGGAAACCACAUCAAAUACAGAAGAUAAAACAUGUCAGUCAUCAACUGAUUGUGCACCUGAUGAAGACAGACUUUUUAAUUAUGCUUCCCAGUGCAUCCAACUGGGCAUAAUGCUAAUGCAAUUAAAUGAUACGAAAAAGAAGGGGAUGGUGAGCGAAGUAUCAUUAACUGGAAACUAUUGA